Messenger RNA from Suillus paluster, 482 nucleotides. RefSeq lists its product as uncharacterized. NCBI's taxonomy places the organism in Eukaryota, Fungi, Basidiomycota, Agaricomycetes, Boletales, Suillaceae. The transcript has 2 exons. The coding region runs from base 118 to 369 and encodes 83 amino acids. The record is from RefSeq and is a predicted model, not a curated record.
UCUUCCCCCAUCGCCACGGAGUUCUGCCAGCACAAUGCUAUUUAGCAUAUAAAAGCAAGCCGUCUGCCUACCGUUCCCUUCAGAUUUAUUUGAUCACCUAUCGCAUCAUCACAAAGGAUGCGUUUCUCCUUCGUCCUCGCCGUCGUUGCUGCUGUGAUAGAUUCAAUAUCUGCCAGUCCCGUUGGCAGCCCCAGUGACGCUGACAGCAGUGGUCGUUAUUGCCCCACUUAUUGCACGUGGAUAACCUGCUGCCCUGGCUCGAAAUGCGAGUGGGUAGGCAUCUUUAAUGACCAGGUUGACCAGGUCGGAGUGAGUAUGAAUAGUUUGCAUCCUGGAUUUAACCACAUGACUGGCUCACUGGCGUGGUAGAAGGUGCAGGUGUGUUUACCUGACAAGCACGGUGAACUACAGUGAAUAGUGGUUUCUUGCCGAGUUGAUCAAUCUGCUUGCUUCUGAACAAAUUUCACUGCCGCUUGAGCAAU